AUGCCUCCAUCCAAAAAAUGCAAGCUCACCAUCUGGGCCGCCACAAUCGAAGACGCCAAAGACCACGUCCGCAAGAUCCGCCGCGAAGCCAAGUUCGACUACGGCUUACCCGCCAACUACAACCUCCGCCGAAACGACCCACAUCACAUCGUUUGGCUUGUCAAGGACAGAACAUGUUUCCUCGUCGCCGCUCAUGCCGUCGAGUCCGACAUCGCCCGCUUACUCCACCUCAUCCUUACCUGGCCGACCGAGUUCCAAACCGCAGACGUAACAGCAAAGUACAUCGCGGGCGUCUGCGCAUUGCAGAAAUUCGCAUACACGCGCUUCGAAGGCGUGGCGGAGAACAAGUUCAGGGGCUAUGUGACCUGGAGCACUGUUCGACGUGCAUGGGAGCUCGGCAAUUUCGAGAUCAAGACCGUUCCAAAGAAGUGGGUUCAGAAGUCCACGAAGUCGGAAGUGGUAGACAAGAAUGCCCAUACGAUGACAGACGCCAUCGAAUCCGACAUCGCUCGCCUGACUUCCCUCAUCCCGCCCUCCUCAUGGCCACCUCGCUUCACCGACCUCAAUGAAGCCCGCAACUUCAUCGGCCAGUGUUGCUACGGGACGGGAUUCAAGUACACGGGCUGUCCGGAUGUUGCAAUGCAUAAGUAUCGGCUGUUUGUGAACUUCAAUGCGGCGAAGUAUGCGCUUGAGGAUGGGAUGUUUGAGGUUGAGCGGGAGGUGCCCGAGAGGAAGGCGUUGAGGAAGGCGUUGAGGAAGGCGAUGAGUGGGGGAAGAGAUAGAAAGGUGGAGCGGAAUGAUGAGGUUAGGGUUGUUGAUGUGAAGGGGCCUGCGGCUGCGAGAGAGGAGGAUGCACGCGUCUGUGACGGUGCCGACUGCCUCCACGAUGUCAAGACCGUGGAGUGGAACGACUACGAUACCAGCAACUUUGAGCCUUGGCCUGCUUGCUCAUUCUCUUCAUCCGAGAUAGCCUAUUCAGAAAACGGUGUUGGGGCGAAGGCGCUUGCCGAUCACAAGGAGGAUGUUGUGGCAGCUUCUGCUGUCCUGGAGGAAGCUGCUGCCGUCGACUCUUUCAAGAAGCUGGUCGCUGAUCUUCAACGCAGAUACGUCCUCAAGGCCGCCUUCGAAUGAUUGAUCUGCUGAAUGACAGACAUUUCAGUCAUCAUACAGCGAGAUCUCAACACUAGAAAAGGUGAUUGGAUGGUAUUUGGGAGUGUCUGAAAAGCUUGGUAUGUUUUCAAUGGGUGUGAUCUUUCGAACAUUGGUUAUUGCUUGAUGAAGACCUUCGGAUCUGAUUUUGAGGGCAUAUGCUGCUUUCUGGAAGGCGAUCUUGGGUUCUGGGCAUGUUUACAUAUCCUAUGGCAAGAUCUGACCUGUUCAAAUGAUAUACUGUUUGAUUCUCGACCACUGGUAGUGUUCUGCUCGUUAUACUGGCGGUGAUGCUGCUGAAUAGAGCGAUGGGAGACGUGUUGCCCUCAUGACGUCAGUCCACUAUUUUCCCGAACCGUUCGGUGACAGCUGCCCCGAACAUGUCGAUCGAACGAAA
This is a messenger RNA of Macroventuria anomochaeta, 1546 nucleotides long. RefSeq lists its product as uncharacterized. Bases 1 to 1131 code for a protein of 376 amino acids. The record is from RefSeq and is a predicted model, not a curated record. The transcript is spliced from 6 exons. Lineage: Eukaryota; Fungi; Ascomycota; Dothideomycetes; Pleosporales; Didymellaceae.